AUGGCUCCUCACUUGAGCAAUGACGAACACACCGCUAACCUGGCUUCUGUUUCCAGUUCUUCACGUCCCUUGCGGGUCUACUCACAAGACCUCUCAAAGAUCUCGUGGCUCCGUGUUUCUCUCUCAAAGCCCCUGGUUGACGGCGUCUCCAACUCACCACCAUCGAUUUUGAUCCGGGCUACGGACGGCAACACCAGCGCUCCUAACCCUAAAUCGACCGGCAAGGAAUCCAGCAUUGCCAAGAAGCCAUCUUCAACAAACAAAGUCAAGUUCUCUACAGUUGUGAAGCCGGAGGAUCUUGAGGCUUUCUACACACGAUAUGCGGACGUUUGCAAAGCUGGAAUGACUGGGUUGAAGAAGCGAGACCGCAGCAAGCGCAAGGCGAAGGGCAAAGGUGGCGCGGCCAAGGCGACAAAAGCAUGA
Messenger RNA from Penicillium oxalicum, 423 nucleotides. Its product is annotated as signal recognition particle 14 kDa protein. The transcript is spliced from 2 exons. Gene Ontology annotation, molecular function: 7S RNA binding; endoplasmic reticulum signal sequence receptor activity. Lineage: Eukaryota; Fungi; Ascomycota; Eurotiomycetes; Eurotiales; Aspergillaceae. Bases 1 to 423 code for a protein of 140 amino acids. Gene Ontology annotation, cellular component: signal recognition particle, endoplasmic reticulum targeting. Gene Ontology annotation, biological process: SRP-dependent cotranslational protein targeting to membrane. The record is from RefSeq and is a predicted model, not a curated record.